Trematomus bernacchii (emerald rockcod) is the source of this 2679-nucleotide messenger RNA. RefSeq names its product coiled-coil domain-containing protein 151-like. Lineage: Eukaryota; Metazoa; Chordata; Actinopteri; Perciformes; Nototheniidae. The record is from RefSeq and is a predicted model, not a curated record. Gene Ontology annotation, biological process: outer dynein arm assembly; cilium movement. Gene Ontology annotation, cellular component: cilium.
AAGUCUUCGUGCAGGUCAAGAUAGGCUAACGCCGACUGUUGUCGGGUUGUAUUUGCUGCCUACCUGUACAACAAUAACUCAGCACCAAAAUGCCGUUCAGUGCCGACUCAAUGAAACCUCCGCUGCAUGACCAAAUAACGGAGAUGCAGCGUAAAAUACAACUUCUGGAGGGCGACAGAACUGCGUACUAUGAGAGCUCUCAGUCCACUAUCAAGAAGAACCGAGAAACCAUCCGCCAGCUGAGGCAGGGCAACAAGAGGCUGUGCAGGAAAAUGGCCGACGUAAACGCUGGGGAUGCAACUAUCAUCAAAGUGGCCUUUCAGAACAGAGGGUUGGAGAAGGAUGCCUACCGCAACAUGUCAGGAAAGGCAGCCCUGACCACGCUCGACCAGAGAGUGCUGUCCAAGACGAAGCGUCUCAACGCCCUUAAACACACCACCCAGACCUUCCAGUGCCGCCUGGAUGAGCUGAAGAAGGAAUACCAGAGGAGUAAACCAGAGGGCAGCAGUGGAGCAGUGUCUGCCGACACUAGAGCUCGGAAAAAAGAGGAAGAUGCCAUGAAACUGCGGGCGCUGGAGAACAGUCUGGAAAAGACUCAGUUUAAGUGCAAGGAGGCCGAGAACAUCAUGAUUACCUAUCAAAAGCUCAAAAGUCACCUGCAGCAUGAGAGUCUGACGUUCCAGGGCCAGCUGGACAGUCUGGAGGCAGAGAUCCUGAAGCACAGAGAGGAGCUUCACGACAAGCAGAUCAUGAACAACAACGCUCAGCUCUCCAAGGAAGCUGCUAAGGCUGACUUGCAGCAGCUGGAGGAAUGUCUCUGCAAGGAGCGCAAGGAGAGAGAGCGUAUUAUAGCAAGCUACAGGAAGAAGGUAGAGGAGCGCAAGGCCCAGGCUGAAAAAACCGAUAGAAGGGCUCAGAGAACAGCGAUGCAGCCCGACGAGCUGAGCAGCGAGGCUCAGCGCAGCAGCCCCAGGAUAGCAGGCGAAGAGGACAAGGUCAUCUCCACUUUUGAGGAGGCAUUCCGACGCAUCAAGGAGGCCACGGGAGUCACAGACAUACAGGAGAUAGUGGAGCGCUUCAUCUCACAGAAGGAGACACACCAGCAUCUGGAGAAGCUGAAGGGAGAGAACGAGACGGUGCUGCAGCAGCUGAAGGAGCAGAAGGAGCUCCUGGACCAACAGUUCCAGGACAUGAAAUACUCGGGAGAGGCUGAACUCUCGAGUGACAGACAGAUGCUGGAGGAGUGUGAGCUGCAGCUGCAGGCUCAGCAGCAGAGGUGUGAUGCAGAUAAGGAGCGUCUGGAGUGGCUGGUGAAAGCCCUCAGUACUGUGCAAGCCGGAGUGGAGCACCUCGCAGACAAACUUCAACACAUCACGCUGAGAGAGGACACGGUGGCUGAAGUGUCUCCAGACUCAGAUGAGUUUGUGUUAGAGCUGAUGACCCAGUGUGAGCUGAAGCUGAAGUUACUGCACGAGGAGCUUCGAGGAAAGGAUGUGUCUGCUAUCAUGAAGGAGAUGGAGGAAGAGGAAUUCUAUGUCAGGAUUGAGGGAAAGCUGCCGGAGUACAACACCCGCGUCAAGCUGCCUGAGGAUCAGAGUCUGGACCUCUUCAAUGACGAGGACGACAGUGAAGAGGACGAGGCUGACGUCAUGUCUCGCGAGGCACUGAAGCGCCAUUCUCAGAUGAUCAUUGAGUCCAAGUCCAAGAAGAAGCCCUGGAAGUAGAAGAAGGGCAAAUUCUGAUCGCUACAGUGUCAGGACUCUGAUCUCAGGACCCAGAUUUCAAAUCGCUAUAUUAAUGUUUCACCGCUCAAAUUAAAAUUAUUUGAAUUUGCUUAAAUGUUGCUACAAAUCUUUGACAAAUACAAAUGAGAUUAUAUCUUUUUAGAAAUGAAUUAUUAGCCCAAUUAAAAAGCUCUACGAUGAUUUUUGUUUAAAUAUAUGUUAGUACCUUUGAAAUGUGUUGUAUAAGUGUGUGUUUUGACAACAGUAAGGUUCUCUGUUGUUACACAAACUAUUGGUCCUUUGCUUCUAUUCACAGUGCACAAGUCCACACUCUGCAUGGUGCCCUUAUAAUAUUAACAUAUUAAACAAAUAUAUAAACAAAUAUUGCUUUUACUUUUUUCUUUUUUUGGUAUAAUCUGACCAUAAAUGUGGGUGAAACCAGUCACUUUUGCUUGAAGGCUUUCUCCGUUAUUGUCCUGCUAUCCAUCGUGAACGUAAUAGGGUUGUACCUUUCAGAAAUGAUACAGGUCCCUGAAAGCCAACACCUUUGACAAAUCCAGCCAAGUGAAUCACGUUGACACUAGAGACACAUUUGCUUUGUCCCAGCAUACCGUAACAUGUGAGCGUCAACACCUGAACGAUCUCUGCUAUGCUCAGCAUGUCAGAAAUAGAUGUGCCUCUUUGCUCAAAUACUUUGUGGUUGCUGUUAGGUGGAUUGUUUGGUUUUCUUAUAAUUAGCAAAGCAAAACAUCAGAGUGUAACUCAAUCAUGUUCUCUGUGUUUAAUUGUCCAACUGAUACAUCUGCCAUUGAGUGUCAUACAGAAUUCAACCAGACAGACAACUAUGAUUGAUCAAAUACAUUAUUGUUUAAUUCUAAGGGUUUGGUGCUCCUGUAGAAUUGCAUUUGUGUGCUGAUAGUUAUCCGUUAUAAAUCAAAAUCACAUUCAUUUAAAA